UUCCUUCCUUGUGCCCAGCCCCAUCGCCACUGCCAUCCAUUCAUCGACACGCUGCACACCCCGGCCGCGUCGUCGCUUUCCAUCGCAGCGGGGCUCGCAGCUCCUCUUAAACCGCUCCACGAGUGUGGCCGUUCUGCCCCGCCAUUGCUCUCCUCUCUCCAGCUCGAACCCGUCAAGCUAGCUAGCAAUCGGAGCACUCAUCUCGUCCUAGCAGCCAUGGACGGCCAGAAGAUCCCAGGUUCUGUCAGGCUGGCCUGCGGAUGGGUGCUCCUCAGCGCCUGCGCCAUGGGCUUGGUCCACUACACCCUCUCCUGCAGCCAGGCCAUGACCUGCAAGUGCGAUGCGCUGACGGACACCAAGGCCGCCUGCUUCAGCGCCCUCUGGAUCGGGACUCUGUGCUGCGCUGGAUCCCAGGCUACCGCGGCGGCGCUGGCGCUGCUGCUCCCACGCCGCCCCCGCUGGAUCAUCCGUGAACUGGCCAACUUCUCGGUCGCGGUCGCCGGCGCCGGCUACUGCAUGUUCCACGGCGCCAUCUACAUCUUCCACCCAGGAGUCUACUUCGCACUGGCCUCGAUCAUGUUCAUGCUGGGCGACAUCAUCUGCGGCAUGACUCUCUACCUGGUAGGGUUUGUUCUGCUGCUCCUGAAAUCGAUGGCGGCCCGCCUCUCCGACGUCCUCCUCCACGGCGAGCCGCCCAAGCACCGUAAUGCAUUUUCUUCCCCCAUCAGCGCUUCACCAAGCAGCAGCACAUGGAGUUGGAGGCAAGAAGAGGAGGAGCAAGAAGGCGAGGACGCGGGCGACUAGUUCCUCCCCUGAGCUCGAAGGCCGAGGGCUCAGAUCCGCGGUUGUUCUUCCCAAAUCUUGAUGCCAUUUGCUUUCCUGCGAUUCUUCAUGUGUCGCUGUUAGUUUUUAUUGGGUUGCUAAGAAGAAUCAGGAGGAGCCAUCCUCUGCUCCUUCUCAAAAUUUCCCUCCCAGAUCUGUAUUCUUGGGCAUCGAUUUUUUAUCUUUUGCUUGACCAUUAAUCGCACGUACUUAUUACUUAA
This is a messenger RNA of Triticum dicoccoides, 1043 nucleotides long. RefSeq lists its product as uncharacterized. The transcript has 4 exons. The coding region runs from base 217 to 804 and encodes 195 amino acids. NCBI's taxonomy places the organism in Eukaryota, Viridiplantae, Streptophyta, Magnoliopsida, Poales, Poaceae. The record is from RefSeq and is a predicted model, not a curated record.